Messenger RNA from Saprolegnia parasitica CBS 223.65, 825 nucleotides. RefSeq lists its product as hypothetical. The transcript is spliced from 2 exons. Gene Ontology annotation, biological process: protein transport to vacuole involved in ubiquitin-dependent protein catabolic process via the multivesicular body sorting pathway; protein targeting to vacuole. Gene Ontology annotation, cellular component: ESCRT-0 complex. The record is from RefSeq and is a predicted model, not a curated record. NCBI's taxonomy places the organism in Eukaryota, Oomycota, Saprolegniomycetes, Saprolegniales, Saprolegniaceae. Gene Ontology annotation, molecular function: phosphatidylinositol-3-phosphate binding; ubiquitin binding; metal ion binding. Bases 1 to 825 code for a protein of 274 amino acids.
AUGCCCCGCGUCGCGAUCGAGCUGGCCGAGCGGUCGCAGUGGUCGGCGCUGGUCGACCUCCUCGCCGAGCAAAAGCACGCAGCGCGCGAGUGCGACGACUUUGGCAUGCUCGCGCUGCACUGGGCGUGCACCGAUAGCACGGUCUCGGUCGCGGCAAUCGAUGCGCUCCUCGACGCGUACGAAGCCGCAACCAUGCGCAUCAACAAGGGCGGCCUCCUGCCAUUGCACAUUGCCGUCAAAGCGAAAGUCGACGACGCGAUCUUGCUUCGGCUCAUCACGGCCUACCCCGAUGCGCUCAUCGUCAACACGCCGACCGACGAGACGCCGGUCGAUCUCGCCGAGAAGGUGCAGUCGCCCGCGUACAUUUGGCUCCUCGAGCACGAGAACGCGUACCGCAUUGCGUCCGGCCUGCUGCCGAGGCGGCAGGCCGUCGUCGCUGAAACGACGAGAAGGCGUGCCACAUCUGCCACACUCCGGUUCAGCACGUUCCGGGCGCGGCACCACUGCCGCGCGUGCGGCGUCUCGGUCUGCAGUGCGCACUCGAACAAGCGCAUUCCGCUGCCGUACCUCGGGAUUACCGUGCCCCAGCGCGUGUGCACCACGUGCUUUGACGCGGCGUCGCACCGGCCGAGCCAAGUGCCGCCGACGCCCAACCGCGCGCGGUCCCAUACGACCAUGUCGAUGCUCAAGCCGCCACCGCGCCGCAGCAACACGCCUUCGCUCAUGGAGGACGAGAGCAAUUCGAUCAAUGACUUUGCCAUGCCUCUCUUGCCCUCGAAAGCGAUUCCGCGGUACAAGCGCUUUCACUCGCGCGCGACGACUUGA